AUUAGGGACAAAAAGUUAUCAAAUAUUUUAGUAACCGUUAACAAUACUCUAAAGAAAUAAAAACUCAUAACUCUAAUUUUUUACGACUUAACGAUGACCUAAUUGAUAACUCAAUAGAAAAACAAAUUAAAAUAUGAUAGUAUAUAUACACACCAAAACUCAAUAGAAAAAUUUGUGAUUCAAUUCUUAUGCCACAAUAUAUUACUCAAAUUGGGAGAUUUCUAAAAGGCCAAUUAUUUUUCUAUCACUUAAUUUGUGAUUCAAUUCAAGGCAAUGAAACUGAAGGCAAUGCAUUUUCCAGUAAUAAUGCUUACUGCAUUAUCCAUGUUGGUAGAAGCAGUUGUAUCUGAUGAACCCCAACAAGUCCUACCAGGAUACAAUUACACUUGUGGAGAUAUACAAAUUCCAUAUCCAUUUGGCAUAGGAAAUUCAACAACACUAGACCAUACAACAUGUUACAUGGAUUCAAAGUUUGAACUAACUUGUGUAAACUCAACAUUAAUCCGCGGUGAGAAUAUACAAGUCCUAAACAUAAAUCCUCAAGGUCAAAUGGAAAUGAAAUUUUUUGUCUCGCAUCUCUGUACUGAUAGUAGUAGUAAUAAUACUGAAAAACCCAAUAAACCUUUUCUCGGAGAUCCCUCUUUCACAAUUUCAAGCACGGAAAACAAAUUCAUAACCGUUGGUCACGACAGUUAUGGAUAUCUCAACAGUUAUUUCAAUGGUGCAACUUAUUCAACAGGGUGCUUAACAAGAUGUUAUGAUUGUGAUCCUAAAAUGGUACUAAUUGGGAAUAACACUGGAAAAUGCACAGGUUUAGGGUGUUGCCAAGUGGAUAUUCCUCCACUUAUGAAAAAUAUUACUCUUAAAACAUUUAGAUUCCCAACUUCUACAUUAUCUCAGGAUCAAGAAGAUUGUAGUUAUUCCUUUAUUGCAAAACAAGGAUCCUAUAAUUUUUCUGUAGACCAUAUUCAUAAUCUACCCAAUCAAUCUUUCCCCUUGGUUGUUAAUUGGGCUAUUUCAAGUGAAUCAUGCCUAAUAGCAAAAACUACAGAUAGCUAUGCCUGCAGGGAAAAUAGUGAAUGUGUCGAUAAUGAUCCAGAUUAUGAAGGUUACAGAUGCAAGUGUUUGGAAGGUUUUGAAGGAAAUCCAUACCUUCCUGGAGGCUGCACAGACAUUGACGAAUGUGCAAAAAAUUUACAUGGAUGCAAAAAUAGCGCAAAUUGCAUCAACACUGCUGGGAAUUACACUUGUUUCUGUCCUGUGGGGCAAACCGGUGAUGGAACAAAGGAAGGAGGGUGCAAACUACCUGAUAGAAAAACAUAUAUAUAUGUUAUUAUUGGAACAAUACUUUUUCCUGUUAUUGUGGGAAUAAUUUCCUUCUUUGUAUACCAAAAGAGGAAAUAUACCAAAUUGAAAGCGAAAUUCUUUAGGAAGAAUGGAGGUUCUAUUUUAGAACAGAAACUUCUCCAAAGAAAAGACUCGUCUAUAAUAGCUAAUGUUUUCAAAGAAAGUGAACUAAGGAAAGCGACUAAGAACUAUGAUGAGAACUUAGUCAUAGGUAGAGGAAGUUUUGGUAAAGUUUUCAAAGGGGAACUAGAAGAUAAUAGAAUUGUUGCUAUCAAAAAGUAGAAAACAAUAGAUGAAAGCCAAAUUGAGCAAUUCAUUAAUGAGGUGGAUGUUGUAUCCCAAAUAAAUCACAGGAAUGUGGUUAAACUCUUGGGGUGUUGUCUAGAAACAGAAGUUCCUUUGUUGGUUUAUGAAUUCGUCAGCAAUGGUACUCUUUCUGAUUUUAUACACACAAAUUUAGAGAAUAAUCCAACUUGGAAAAUUCGUCUUAAGAUAGCAACAGAGGUAGCUGGAGCUUUGUCAUAUCUACAUUCAGCUGCUUCAAUACCAAUUAUCCACAGAGAUAUCAAGAGUGCUAACAUUCUCUUAGAUGAAGACAACACUGCCAAAGUAGCUGAUUUUGGAGCUUCAAAAUUAGUACCACUUGACCAAUCUGAAAUAGCCACAAUGGUGAAAGGAACUAUUGGUUACUUAGACCCAGAGUAUAUGCUCACGAGCCAAUUGACGGAAAAAAGUGAUGUAUAUAGCUUUGGGGUAGUUCUUAUGGAGCUGCUAACAGGGGAGAGACCUUUUAGUUUUGGUAGGCCAGAAGAGAGAAGAAAUCUUGCUACAUAUUUUCUGUCCUGCUUCAAAAAGGAUAACGUGUUUGAAAUUAUUGAAGAUGGUAUGUUGAAUGAAGAAAACAAACAAGAGAUAAAGGAGGUAACUGAUCUUGCGGCAAAGUGUUUGAGACUAAGAGGGAAGGAAAGACCAAGCAUGAAGGAAGUGGCUAUGGAAUUGGAAACAAUGAUCUUAAAUGUAGAGGGGAAUCAGCACUAUGAAGAUAUUGAUUGACUUGGAUAAUGGAAGAUGAUUGAACAAAAUGCAGUUCCAUUUCGUUGUUUUAGAAGUUUUUUGCAUGCAUAUUUCAUUUCAUAUGAAUAAUCCAAAUCAUUUUGUAAUUGUAAUGUAAUGUGCUUAUAUAAUUAAUGUGUUCUGGGUUUGUAUCUUA
Trifolium pratense (red clover) is the source of this 2557-nucleotide messenger RNA. Its product is annotated as wall-associated receptor kinase 5-like. Gene Ontology annotation, molecular function: calcium ion binding; ATP binding; polysaccharide binding. The coding region runs from base 274 to 1629 and encodes 451 amino acids. Gene Ontology annotation, biological process: protein phosphorylation. The transcript is spliced from 3 exons. The record is from RefSeq and is a predicted model, not a curated record. Lineage: Eukaryota; Viridiplantae; Streptophyta; Magnoliopsida; Fabales; Fabaceae.